Molecule: messenger RNA, 2340 nt
Organism: Ramularia collo-cygni
Lineage: Eukaryota; Fungi; Ascomycota; Dothideomycetes; Mycosphaerellales; Mycosphaerellaceae
Exons: 4
Coding region: 1-2340 (779 amino acids)
Biological process (GO): regulation of transcription by RNA polymerase II
Cellular component (GO): nucleus
Source: RefSeq, a predicted model, not a curated record
AUGGCGAGCCCAGCCGCUCAGAACCCGCGCCGCCGCGCCGCCCCCAAGCCCACUGCGAGCAACCCCAAUCUGACACCCUCUCUUGUCGAUUCCUUCCAGAGCAUGUCGCUUCGGAAAGGAGACACCUUUCACCCACAAUCCAACACCAGUCAGAGCAGCUUCUGGGAUCCUCUAGAGUCAAGAGUCGGAUUACCAUCUAUGCCCUCUCGCUCUGCUACCUCCCCCCAAUCGCUGGAAGACCUUCUCAUCGGCGCCGGCGAGCGUCGCAUUGCUCAGCUCCUCAACAACGUCGAUCAGGCCAUCUCCACAAACUCCAAGGUCGCUUUAGGCAAUGUCUUGAGCGAGCCAGAAGUACUUCCUGUCCCCGAGUUCAUGGUCGACAACGCAACACCACGAGGGCCCUUGAGAGCGCCACCCCGCGGCCGCAACAACCACCACUCCCACACUUCAGACAGCGGAAUCGGCUCUUCAGUCGCAGACUCCUCGGAAGCGGCAUCUUCUGCCAAGAGUUCCACCCGGACCGGUGAGCAACUCCCUGCAGCGCCCCGCUCCUAUGCCCACGCUAACGCAGUACAAGUCACGCCAGGAGCACAGUCAUUCUCUAGCAUCUCUGAUGCAUCCGACGACGAGCGAGGUCUGAGCAAGUACGCUGCAGAGCAGAUCUACAAGCACAUUGUCAAGCCCAUAUUGCGUGAAGAGUCACUCAAGGAAUUUCACGAACUCAUCAAGACCGUUCCCGAACGUAUUGGAGACAAGGAGAUCAAGAAUCUACGAGAUCUAGAGAAGACACUCAUCUUUUUGGCACCGGAUUAUUCGCGUUCUCCCYCGAAGUACCUUCGUUUUUGCGAGCGAACGAUCCGCGUCCUCCACACGACUGUCACGACACUCCACGAGUCCGACCAGCGAGCGCCGACCGAUCGACCGUACACGCAGGGCUACUUUUUCGAAUUGGUUGAGCAGAUCCGCAGAUACGCCACGAUUCUGGCGAUUACAAGAGAGAAACAAGCACAGGGCGAGGAUUCCAACGCAAUGGAUGUCACAAAGAACGAGCAGCUCUCCCUCCAUGGAGGAAUGUCUCGCACCGGAAAACCAGCUGAGCUGGUCCGCCACACUGCCGACGGGAAGAUGAUCUCACUCGCCACCGGUCAGAUUGUCCCCGCAGAGGAAGUCGCCGCUUCUUCAUCUUCGAUGAAGAGACCAGCAGAGGCCGAGGUCGACGAUGACGAGGCUCUGCGGUCCAUGGCUCGUCGCAAGAAGAAUGCCAAGCCGGAGAUUCACACCUGCGAACUUUGCAGCAAGGAGUUCAAGCGUCCCUGCGACUUGACAAAGCACGUCAAGACCCACGAGCGGCCGUGGAAGUGCUCGAGCGAAGACUGCAAGUACCACGAAUAUGGUUGGCCAACCGAGAAGGAGAGAGACCGUCACGUCAACGACAAGCAUUCCUCGACACCRUCGUUGUAUCAUUGCCUCUUCAACCCGUGCCCGUACACCUCGAAGAGAGAGUCAAACUGCAAGCAGCACAUGGAGAAGGCACAUGGAUGGCAGUACGUCCGCUCCAAGAGCAACGGCAAGGGUCGUGCUUCCAUUUCGACGACACGUCUUCCACAAGGUUCUGUGCCGCCAUCACCGGCAUCGGCGGUGCUCACGCCAAUUGCGCCGUCUCCAUCGAACCAGUCGUGGACCAACUCCUCCCGGCACGGCUCUAUGGCACCACCUCCAACUACCGGACCCAGCAGCUACAACAGCCCUGCUGCUUUCGGCACCCCCGCGUUCGCUCAGCCGUCGCCUGACUUCUCUGGCCACUUCGACAUGAAUGGUCUCUCAAACUUCGAUUUCAACGCCUUUCCAUCCUUUCCCCUCACCCCCGCUAUGAGUGAGGAGCGCCGUACCUCCGAGUCAUUAUCGUCGCAUUCCGGUGUCUUCAAUGGAAGCUCCUUCGACGAUGCAUCGCCGCAGGACUUUCAAUUCGACGACUUCGACUUUCAGAUGAAUACCGCCGACUGGAAGCAACAGUACACCCCAAACUCCAACAUCUCUGGACCAAGCGCAGUAGCGACCGGCAUGCACGCCUCGCCAGGAGCUCAGAUGGAGCAAACAUUCACAAGCGAUGCCAUGGCUGUUGAUGACUUCAACUGCUACGCUGCUACCGGUGGCGACUUCACCCUCUACGGCGGCGGCUCCACCUCUCACAACACUGGCGACGACAUGUUCCCUGACCUCUCGGUCUCGGAGGCCAGCUGGGGCAACAUGCACUUUGCCUCUCACCUUGACUCCACUGCGACUCCAGCACUUCCCACUGGUAAUACGACUCUCCACGAACUCUUUCCAGACCUUGCUUAG